CCGCAACUACUCAAUAACUCUCUCUCUCUCUCUCUCUCUCUCUCUCCUCUCUGUUAUCUCUCUCUUCACACUCUAUAGUCUAUUCCACCCAUUUCUCCAAGUAAAUAUCCUCCGAGAAUCGCACAAAAUUCGUCCUUGCUGCGUUUUCGGUUGAUUUAGUUUCUGAAUCGAUAGCAUACGUCUUUACCAACAAGCCCCUUUCUCUUUUUGAUUAAAGAGGUUCUUCACUCUGUGUGGAACUUUAAUCUCCUUUGAAUCCCACCUUUUAACGUUUCUUUUCCCUUCAUAUUUUUUCCUGAGCCCCCGUGCCACCCCAUCCCUUCGAUUUCUCUGCGUUUGAAGCUUCUCUUUGACUGCUCCCUUUACCUUUCUUCCCUCACUUAUUUAUUCUCCCCCGUGUCCAGGCAUCUCAAAGCAAUCUUCAACUUUACUCUCCUACAAAACACCCCCUUUCUCUCUCUCUCAUACCACUUUUUAUGUUUUUCCAAUGCUAAUAGACCAUAGUGACAACCACAGCAACAAAUUGACAACCAUGGAUGAAAGCAUGAGCAUGCUAUUUCCAGUCAAAUUCACUGAGCACAAGAGCCUCACAAAAAAGCUCACAAAGCCACCGAAAAGACCGGAGAAUCACUCCGGCACGCCCAGAGUCGUGCGGAUAUCGGUAACCGACCCGGACGCGACCGACUCGUCCAGCGACGAGGAGGACGUGCUCUUCGGCCGCCAACGAGUGAAGAAGUAUGUCAACGAAGUCCGCAUCGAAACGGCCUGCAAUAAGAGCAGUUUCGGUACCGUUCCCAAUGGCAGGAAGAAGGCGGCGGGAACCGGAGAGGCGCUGGGUACAAACCGGAGGGGAAUGAAGGCGGUGGCUGGAGCUGGGGGCAGCGGUAAGAAGUACCGCGGAGUGCGGCAGCGGCCGUGGGGGAAAUGGGCGGCGGAGAUUAGGGACCCGGCCAGGCGCGUCCGGCUGUGGUUGGGCACUUUCGAUACCGCGGAGGAGGCCGCCGUGGUGUACGACAACGCCGCCAUUAAGCUGCGGGGGCCGGACGCUCUGACGAACUUCGUCACGCCUCCGCCGCCACCGUCCAAUGACGUGACUCCGGUAGGGAGUGACGUCAACGUGACGUCGGUUUCCGGGUACGAGUCCGGCGACGAGUCUCGCAUCCUCUCUUCGCCCACUUCCGUUUUGCAGUUCAGGACGACUCAUUCCAACGAAGUUAAUGAAUGUAAACCGGCUCUGCCAGAACCCGUUCAGAAACCCAUGUCCGGUUCAUCCGGUCCAGGCACAGUUCAAGGAUUUGAAGAGAGAGAAGACGAAACGUGUUUACCCAGCGAAAGUGAUUAUCUGCCGAUGGAUUUACAAUUCGUGGACGAUUUUUUCAACUUCCAGACGCCCGACCCGAUUCUAUUCGACGAGUCUCCGGCUCUGCCCAGCACCAUCCUGAGUGAGGAUUACAGCGAUAUGUUUGUGGACUCGGGUUACGAAUUCGGAUCCUCAUCGUCGAUUUGGCAAGUGGACGAUUAUUUUGAAGACCUCGGCGGCGAUUUCUUCGCCUCAGACCCUUUAAUGGCGCUAUGACUUAUUUUUUGCCUGCUUGAGUUGAGCCAAACGCCGUCGGCUUGUCGAGUUUUUCCGGCAAAUUUUGUACCGGCGGCGACUAUAAACGGGCUUGUUUGAAGUCUUUCCGUUUAAAGUUAACGGAGAUUGAGUGGGAGUUGUGUAGGAUUUUUAUUUAUUUUUAUUAUUAUAAUAAAAUGGCUUUUGUAGUAGUGGUUUUAUGGACUUUUAUGGAAUGAUUGUAUUAAUUUAUUUC
Messenger RNA from Rhododendron vialii, 1811 nucleotides. RefSeq names its product ethylene-responsive transcription factor CRF4-like. Gene Ontology annotation, molecular function: DNA-binding transcription factor activity; DNA binding. The record is from RefSeq and is a predicted model, not a curated record. NCBI's taxonomy places the organism in Eukaryota, Viridiplantae, Streptophyta, Magnoliopsida, Ericales, Ericaceae. The coding region runs from base 488 to 1576 and encodes 362 amino acids. The transcript has a single exon. Gene Ontology annotation, biological process: regulation of DNA-templated transcription.